AUGUUGGGGGGUGGGGGGGGGACGGGGGGCGUUGGUUUUAGACAGGUUGGGUUGGGUUUAAGAUUGAAAGUGGGUUUUGAGACAGGUAGGGGUUGGUAUGAGACAGGUUGGGGUUGGUAUGAGACAGGUUGGGGUUGGUAUGAGACAGGUGAGGGUUGGUAUGAGACAGGUGAGGGUUGGUAUGGGACAGGUGAGGGUUGGUAUGAGACAGGUGAGGGUUGGUAUGAGACAGGUGAGGGUUGGUAUGGGACAGGUGUGGGUUGGUAUGGGACAGGUGUGGGUUGGUAUGGCACAGGUGAGGGUUGGUAUGAAACAGGUGAGGGUUGGUAUGAGACAGGUGAGGGUUGGUAUGAGACAGGAGAGGGUUGUUAUGAGACAGGAGAGGGUUGGUAUGAGACAGGUGAGGGUUGGUAUGAGCCAUGUGAGGGUUGGUAUGAGACAGGUGAGGGUUGGUAUGAGACACGUGAGGGUUGGUAUGAGGCAGGUGAGGGUUGGUAUGAGACAGGUGAUGGUUGA
Messenger RNA from Candidula unifasciata, 516 nucleotides. The record is from the annotation of a GenBank genome assembly. Lineage: Eukaryota; Metazoa; Mollusca; Gastropoda; Stylommatophora; Geomitridae.